AUGGCAGCUUCUUCGUUGUUCCGCGUUAUUCAGAGAGGUUCGUAUGCUGCUACCUCGUUUUUGGUCUCUCCCAGGUUAGUUGGGAGGGGUCAAUUAUACUCUAUUGGUUCUCCAUUGAGGGGUUGUGUGCCUUUUGAGAAGAAAGGUUAUUGGUGGAGUUUGAGGGAGUUGAGUUAUGGGAAGGUUAAUCUUGUGAUAAGAGAUGGGAAGACAAAGUUUGAGACUCAUGAGGUUGAGGCUCCAAGGAAAGAUAAGUGGAAGACUAAGAAGAGGUUGAAGAUGCAGAGGAAGAGAGAGAAGGAGAAGAGGAAAGCGGCGAAUAGGAGAGAUCCUCGUCGGCUUGGCGUUAAAGGGAAGAAGAAGAAGCACAAGUUUGCUAGUCCUGAAGAGAGAAUCAAGUUCAAGAUUGACAAUGCGAGAGUCAAAGAAGCGUUGCUCAUUGAAAGACUCAAACGAUAUGAAGUUGCUAAAGCUCAUGGUCCUGUUGUAAAACCAGACGGGUUGACAGGGGAGGAACGGUUUUAUCUGAAGAAAAUGGCUCAGAAGAGUUCUAACUAUCUACAAGUUGGAAGAAGAGGAUUAUUUGGAGGGGUUAUUCUCAAUAUGCAUAUGCAUUGGAAGAAACAUGAGACUGUUAAAUGCAUAUGCAAGCCUUGUAAACCUGGUCAAGUACAUGAGUAUGCACAAGAACUUGCCAGAUUGAGUGGCGGUAUUCCAAUUCACAUAAUUGGUGAUGACACGAUAAUAUUUUAUCGAGGAAAGAACUAUAUACAACCUGAGGUUAUGUCACCGGUAGAUACAUUGUCCAAGAAAAAGGCACUUGAAAAGUCAAAGUAUGAGCAAUCACUUGAGUCAGUGAGACGCUUCAUUGCUAUUGCGGAGAAAGAAUUGGAGCUAUAUCACAGACACGUUGCACUUUAUGGUGACCCUAGCAACCGCAAUCCCUUAUCUAUACUCGACGGUCCAAGUGGAAGCUUCAACGAAAAGAGGAAUCGUGAUGAAAAGAAUCUUGACUCGAGUAGCUAUUAUCUUUCAGAAACAGAAGCAGAUUCCUCACAGACGGAGCUAUCAGAAUCCGAAUAUAACUUUGAAAAUGGAAACUUGUCAACGAGUGAAUCAGAUUCUGAAGAAGAAGAAGAAGACGACACCAUGUUGGGUUCAGAUGAUGAUGAUGAUGAAGAAAGAGAAGUUUAUUAUACUAAAAUGAAUGGUCAAAGUGUAUGCUCCACCACAGGUUCAUCAUCAAUAUCUAAACAUACCCAUCAUUUAAAGAGCUGCAUCAAGUAA
Molecule: messenger RNA, 1287 nt
Organism: Vicia faba (fava bean)
Lineage: Eukaryota; Viridiplantae; Streptophyta; Magnoliopsida; Fabales; Fabaceae
Source: the annotation of a GenBank genome assembly